AUGUCUCUUGCGAGCAGGGAGGCGGUUUUGCACUUGACGGGGUACAGACACCAGGGAUUCUACGGGCGAUCGUACAAGAAGACCAUCAGCAUGCCCGACCUUCUCUCGAGAGUGAAGAAGGUGGAGGGAGCGGAGACCGAUGUCGUAACCGACCAACUCAGCAGGGAGGGCGUGGAAAUCAUCACGGGAACGGCACGGUUUGUGAAGUCGGACAGCGGCGACUCCAGAAUGUCGGCGAUGGUGCUGCGGUCGUUGGGCGACGAACACGAGGCUGCCAGCUCUCCAUACCGGCACGUCGGGGCGGACACGCCCAAGUCGGUCAUAUCGGCCGAGCGCUUUCUCGUGGCGUGCGGGACGCGACCCGUACGGCCUCCCGACAUUCCCUUCGACGGGACGCAUAUUUUCGACUCGGAUCAGCUUCUCUGGGGAGGCAUCACCCACAUUCCCAGAGACCUUAUCGUCGUCGGAGCCGGGGUCAUCGGGAUGGAGUACGCGUGCAUGAUCAACGUCGUACCGGGGACCACCGUGACGGUUAUCGACCCGAGACCAACGGUGCUAUCCUUCGCGGACAAUGACGUCAUCGAGAACCUCCAAUACACCAUGCGCCAGAACGGUGCACGCUUCCUCCUAAACGAGCACAUCACUCGGAUCGAGAAGAUCGAAAAGAAGGACAGCAACGGAGGUGAGAAGAAAGUCUGGGCCGCCUCGCCUUCGCGAGGAAUUGAGUUUACCAGGAAAUAG
Molecule: messenger RNA, 741 nt
Organism: Ectocarpus sp. CCAP 1310/34
Lineage: Eukaryota; Phaeophyceae; Ectocarpales; Ectocarpaceae
Source: the annotation of a GenBank genome assembly